Pipistrellus nathusii (Nathusius's pipistrelle) is the source of this 525-nucleotide messenger RNA. The record is from the annotation of a GenBank genome assembly. Lineage: Eukaryota; Metazoa; Chordata; Mammalia; Chiroptera; Vespertilionidae.
AUGGGGAAGAUCACCUUCUACGAGGACCGCGGCUUCCAGGGCCGCCGCUACGAGUGCAGCAGCGACCAGCCCGACCUGCAGCCCCACCUGAGCCGCUGCAGCUCCGUGCGCGUGGACAGCGGCUGCUGGAUGCUCUAUGAGCGCCCCGACUUCCAGGGCGCCCAGCACCUGGUGCGGCGCGGGGACUACCCCGACCCGCAGCAGUGGCUGGGCCCCGGCGCCGGGGUGCGCUCCUGCCGCCUCAUCCCCCAGUCGGGCUCCCACCGCCUGCGGCUGUAUGAGAGAGAGGACCACAAGGGCCACAUGAUGGAGCUGAGCGAGGACUGCCCCUGCCUCCAGGACCGCUUCCACCGGAGCGAGGUCCGCUCCCUCCAUGUGCUGGAGGGCUGCUGGGUCCUCUACGAGAUGCCCAACUACCGGGGCCGGCAGUACCUGCUGUGGCCCCAGGAGUACCGGCACGCCCACGACUGGGGGGCCACGGAUGCCAAGGCCGGCUCCCUGAGGAGGGCGGUGGAUUUAUACUGA